GACCAGUGGUAGAGGAGGACUGCAGGAGGUGGAGAAAGAGGAACAGGAGGAGGAGGAGGAGGAGGAGCAGCAGCAGGAGGAGGGAGAACAAACCAGCAGAGCAGCAUCGAGGGAGCCAGGGCGGGAGGGAGGGAGGGAGGUUCAGUGCGGCCUCAGCAGUGGGCCGGGUCGGACGUGUGGAGUGUGCGCGUGUCUGUGGCGGUCCAGCCUUCACGUGGAGGCGUUCGUUCGUACCCUUCGUGGCUCAGGUGUCCCCGACCCCUCGCACCUGCCUCCCGCGCCGCAAGGUGUGCCAGGGCCAGGUGUUGACACUCCCCGUCUCGCCCGGCGUUAGGGCUCGGCGGUGCUGUAGCGAUUGGAGCAUUUAUUAGCGGCAAAAACGAUAGAUCGAUGGAAAUAAAGUAGACCAACCAUCAAGAUCGAAAAGCUCGUGGUGUUUGCGUCGUGCGGUGCUCUGCGUCUGUUCGCCCCUGACGCCGUCUGGCCGCCAGGCGCUGCAGGAGGCGCGCGGCGUCAGCGUCACUGAGAUAACCGUGGUGAUUGAUGGCGCUGAUGUACGUGAAAUAAGUUAUAAGUUUCUCUCACACGUUGGAAAGUGUAAAGGGCCUGGAAGUACAGAAAAGCAGCAUUGCCACUGCCACAAGGACGCAAAAAAGUCUGACCCGAUAUAUUGAGAAACCGAGGUGACAAUGUUGGCUUCCCCGGCGGCCCUGUAGGCGGCAGCUGAUUGGACGGCCAACGCAGGGACUCGCCGCCGGCUCUCGGGGGACCUGCCACCCGCGUCACCGGCUGCGCCUCCCUCGUCACAAAACCUUUGCUGCUGCUCUCCUCUAGCACCGCGCCGCCCCUCUCCGCCCCACUCCACCCCACCGCCGCGAAGAGUACCCACCGCCCCCUGGAUGAGCGGCGGCCCCCGCGCGGCGCGGCCCCGCGGGGACUGACGCAGCGCACCACUGUGAGGCUGACACUGUGAGGCUGCGAGGGGCGGCAGCCGUGGCGGGUGAGGCAGCAGCAGCCCUCCCAUGACCAUGCUGGAGGGGUCGGGGUCAGGGGCGGGGACGGGGGCGGGGACCGGCGUGCACCGGCGGGGCUCCGCUGGUCCCGGCGGCACCUGCCCGUCCGGCCCUUCGCUCUCGCUUCCGGCGGUGGCGCUCGGAAUCGAGCUGAAUGAUCUCGCCAACGCCUUAUGACGCCUCGCCUCCUGCGACGCCACCAUGCCAGAGGGGCCGGCGCCCGACCUCCCGCCGGGCGUCCGGGCCCGACGCAGCAACUCGGCCCGGGCCUCGCCGCGCCACUCCCCACGCCACUCCCCUCGCGGCAGCCGCCACGGCUCCCUGCGGCGAGAAGGCGAAGACCCGCUGCCCCCGCUGUGCCCCAUCCACCUGGAGCCCUCGCCCCGUGUGUCGCCCCGCCCCUCCCCCCGCGCGUCCCCUCGCGCCUCGCCGCACGGAAGCCGCCAUGGGUCCCUGCGGCGGGGCAGCCAGGACGUGCAGGCCAUCACACUGCCCAUCCAUCUGGAGCCGUCGCCGCGCCCCUCGCCCCGCGGCAGCCGUCACGGGUCGCUGCGGAGGGAGAGGGACGAGUCCCCGGGGCCCAUCCACCUGGAGCCUCGCAUUGUGGUGGCGCUGCCCGCCCGUGUGCACACGCUGCCGCUGCCGCUUGGCGACGGGGAUUACAUCGCCCUCUCCCCCCUUGGAACGCCCAUGCUGACCACGCCUGUCUCCCCCACCACGCCGACGCCCAUCACCCACACACCCGCCACGCCCGUCUCGCCCGUGCUUCCGAGGAUCAUCUCCACCAACUGGGAGUCGCUGGGAGCCUACGACCCCUACAGGUAGUGACCGC
Molecule: messenger RNA, 1845 nt
Organism: Eriocheir sinensis (Chinese mitten crab)
Lineage: Eukaryota; Metazoa; Arthropoda; Malacostraca; Decapoda; Varunidae
Exons: 2
Coding region: 1215-1838 (207 amino acids)
Source: RefSeq, a predicted model, not a curated record